Glycine soja is the source of this 627-nucleotide messenger RNA. RefSeq names its product pentatricopeptide repeat-containing protein At4g11690-like. Bases 1 to 627 code for a protein of 208 amino acids. The record is from RefSeq and is a predicted model, not a curated record. The transcript has a single exon. Gene Ontology annotation, molecular function: protein binding. NCBI's taxonomy places the organism in Eukaryota, Viridiplantae, Streptophyta, Magnoliopsida, Fabales, Fabaceae.
AUGGACACUGCUGUUAGAUUAUUCAAUCAGUUGAAGUCAAGUGGACUAUCGCCAACGUUAGUGACUUAUAAUACUUUGAUUGCAGGGUAUUCUAAGGUUGAGAAUUUAGCAGGAGCUCUUGACUUGGUCAAGGAAAUGGAAGAGAGAUGCAUUGCUCCUUCCAAAGUGACAUAUACGAUUCUAAUUGAUGCCUUUGCGAGACUAAAUUAUACGGAGAAAGCUUGCGAGAUGCAUUCUUUAAUGGAGAAGUCUGGUUUGGUUCCAGAUGUUUACACAUACAGUGUCCUAAUUCAUGGGUUAUGUGUGCAUGGUAACAUGAAAGAAGCGUCAAAACUCUUCAAAUCAUUGGGUGAGAUGCACCUCCAACCAAACAGUGUCAUAUAUAAUACCAUGAUUCAUGGUUACUGCAAAGAAGGAAGCUCUUAUAGGGCUCUUAGGCUGCUCAAUGAAAUGGUUCACAGUGGAAUGGUUCCAAAUGUGGCCAGUUUUUGUUCAACCAUAGGGCUUCUUUGCCGAGAUGAAAAGUGGAAGGAAGCUGAACUUCUCUUGGGACAGAUGAUAAAUUCAGGACUAAAGCCAUCAGUUUCUUUGUACAAAAUGGUUCACAAAGUCAAGGGUGAUGUUUAG